Molecule: messenger RNA, 3796 nt
Organism: Sarcophilus harrisii (Tasmanian devil)
Lineage: Eukaryota; Metazoa; Chordata; Mammalia; Dasyuromorphia; Dasyuridae
Gene: SEMA4D
Product: semaphorin 4D
Exons: 18
Coding region: 973-3573 (866 amino acids)
Biological process (GO): negative chemotaxis; negative regulation of transcription by RNA polymerase II; positive regulation of cell migration
Molecular function (GO): chemorepellent activity; semaphorin receptor binding
Source: RefSeq, a predicted model, not a curated record
UCCUCCCUUUUCCCCUGGAGCUGUUCACCGCUAGGCAAUCUGGUUCUGGCUGGAGCUGCUGCUGCACUGAGCUUUCUCUACUCCACUUUCCUGCAGCGGCCAUACUGGGGGCAACCCAAACUUGCUACAUACAGACACCAACUCCUCCUCCUGCUUCUUUCUCCUCCUCUAGCUGCUGUAACCGCCCCUAUUUCUAGCUCCAGCCGCACACCGAGGAAUUAAACCUGCUGCAGUAGCCCUCGUCUAGCUUAAGACUGGAAGAAAUCAGAUGUUAAAGGGGAUCGAAGGAAGAAGAGAGUGGGCAGUGCAAUAGCAAAAUUGUGGAGAGGAGGAAAGCGCAGGCGAAGAGGAAGUUUCUUCUUCUCAAGCAGCAGAUUCUACCGAUUCUAAACAAUAAGAAGAAUUAUGUACUUAUAUCUGGAAUGUGAUAUCAAAUUAUUUGAAACAUUUGAUCAUUAGAUGACUCCUCCCAGAACCUCCAUUUAAGAAGGAUGCCCAAGUCAACCAUGUCCUCAUUCCACUUCAGGCUGUACUCUAGACUUUACCCUGCUCUGCUGCCAGCACCUCUAGUCCCUCUAUGGGGGAUAGUGUCUCUGAUUUCAAGUCCUCCUUAGUUUUCCUCUCUGGCCUGGAACAGAAACCAAGAACUCUAUAGCCUUUUGGAAGUGCCUGUAGCAGCGCUUCUACCCCACUGCUUCUGCACUCACCAGUUAACAUUUUCUCUCAAGACCAUGGAGAAGAAUGUUCUUCAAAGACAGCAUAAUAUUUAAGAAAAGACUCAGGGGUGGAGUUUCUCUUCAUCUGUCAUGCUGGAAAAGAAGUACUCCUUCAGAGAAAUAACCUUUUGGAUACCUUAAUUUAUGAGUUUAUUUGCAUGUUAUUAAUUCUUAUGUUGUUGCAACAAUAUUCUCCUUCUGAUAUAUAAUAAGUUGAAGACAUUUGCUCCUGCUUCUGCUCAACAACUACCACCCUAUGAAGAUGCUUAAUAUGGCUUUAAAUGGAUUCUUCAUAAUUUUGUUUUUGUCAUUUGGAACAACAGUUGCUUUUGGUCCAAUACCUAGAAUCACUUGGGAGCAAAAAGAAGUACGUCUUAUACAUUUUCAUGAGCCAGGAAUCUCAAACUAUUCAACUUUGUUGCUAAGCAAAAUAAAAGACACUUUAUACAUAGGAGCCAGAGAAGUGAUUUUUGCUGUGAAUUCACUUAACAUUGCUGAAAAACAGCAUGAGGUAUACUGGAAAGUUACUGAAGAUAAAAAAGCCAAAUGUUCUGAAAAGGGCAAAUCUAAACAGACAGAGUGCCUCAACUAUAUCCGAGUCUUACAACUUCUUAAUGAUAGUGCCCUAUAUGUGUGUGGUACUAAUGCAUUUCAGCCAACUUGUGAUCAUCUGCUUUUAAAAACAUUUGAACUUGUUGGUAAAAAUGAAGAUGGUAAAGGGAGGUGUCCAUUUGAUCCAGCACAAAGCUACACAUCUGUUAUGGUUGAUGGGGAGCUAUACUCUGGAACAUCCUACAAUUUCCUGGGAAGUGAACCCAUCAUUUCUCGAAAUUCCCCUCAGAGUCCCUUGAGAACAGAAUAUGCAAUUCCUUGGCUUAAUGAACCUAGUUUUGUCUUUGCUGAUGUGAUCAGAAAAAAUCCAGAUAAUACAGAUGGAGAUGAUGACAAAAUCUAUUUCUUUUUCACGGAAGUGUCUGUGGAAUAUGAAUUUUUCGGAAAAUUAUUGAUUCCCAGGAUAGCUAGAGUGUGUAAGGGGGACCAAGGAGGCUUACGGACUUUACAGAAGAAAUGGACCUCCUUCCUAAAAGCCAGAUUAAUCUGUUCCUUACCAGAGAAAAACUUUAUCUUCAAUGUGAUCAAUGAUGUUUUUAUUCUCAAAUCUCCAGAUUUAAAAGAACCAGUAUUUUAUGCAGUUUUCAGUCCACAAUUGAAUAAUGUGGGCCUGUCAGCAGUGUGUGCAUACAACAUGUCCCUUGUGGAAGAAGUUUUCUCCAAAGGAAAAUACAUGCAGAGUGCCACUGUGGAACAGUCCCAUACAAAGUGGGUUCGUUACAGUGGAGAGAUUCCCAAACCUCGACCAGGCGCGUGCAUCAACAAUGAAGCAAGAGCAGCCAACUACAGUAGCUCCUUGAACUUGCCAGACAAAACACUUCAGUUCGUGAAAGAUCAUCCUUUAAUGGAUGACUCUGUGUUUCCAAUAACAAAUAGACCCAGACUUAUAAAAAGAGAUGUGAAUUACACACAAAUUGUGGUUGAUAGGAUCCAGGCACUUGACAAGACAGUAUAUGAUGUCAUGUUCAUUAGCACAGACACAGGAGCUUUGCACAAAGCAGUCAGCUCUGAAAAUGGUAUGCAUAUCAUUGAGGAAACUCAACUUUUCCAAGACUUUGAACCAGUUCAGACUCUUCUGCUCUCUUCUAAGAAGGGCAAAAGAUUUAUCUAUGCUGGUUCCAAUUCUGGUGUGGUUCAGUCUCCUGUUGCUUUCUGUGAAAAACACAGCACAUGUGUAGAUUGUGUGCUAGCCAGAGAUCCCUAUUGUGCUUGGAAUCCACGAAAAGCCUCAUGUGUUGAUAUCUUCAAAGAACAUGGCAGCAACAGCAGUUUGAUUCAAAAAAUGAAUGGUGAUGCAUCUUCGUGCACUGAUAAAGGUGAAAAAGUAAAAGAAAAUUACCUGCUGCAUUUUGGAGGCACAGCAGAACUAAAGUGUUCUCAAAAGUCCAAUUUGGCUCAAGUAAUUUGGAAGUUCCAGAAUGGUGUACUAAAAGUGGAGAGCCCUAAGUACCGCCUUGUGGGAAAGGCCUUGCUCAUAUUCAACUUAUCAGAAGGGGACAGUGGGGUUUAUCAGUGUUUAUCUGAAGAAAAGGUGAAGAAUAAGAAAUUCUCUCAAGUGAUUGCUAAGCAUGUUUUGGAGGUGAAAAAGAUCUCUCACACUACUACUGUGAGCCCUGCUUUGACAGCAGCACAAACAGAAGGUAAAGGGAUUGCCCCAAAAAUUUCAGGCAUGACAACGAAAGGGCCUACUGCUCAGACUUCAGCCAUGUCAAUUAUGUGGGUAACGACUUCAAGUAUAGUAACACAACCUUCCAACCCUGUCUUAACAAGCACAGUUUCUGAACCAAAAAUCAUCAUACAGUCUGUCCCUGAAGUUCAUUCAAAGAAGAGCCUGUAUCUAAAGUCAAAUGAUAAUCACUUUUUAAUGUUUCUCUUUUUAUUUUUUUUUGUUCUGUUUCUUUUUCUCUUUUCCUACAACUGUUAUAAGGGCUACCUUCCAGGACAGUGUUUAAAAUUUCGUUCAAUUUUGUUACUGGGUAGGAAAAAAACGAAGUCUGAUUUUUCUGAUUGUGAGCAGAGUGUGAAGGAAACUUUGGUGGAACAAGGCAGUUUUUCACACCAAAAUGGAGAGCAACCUAAACUGGCCUUGGAUACAGGCUACGAGACCGAACAAGAUACCAUAACAAGCAAAAUGCAAACAGACAGAGAGGACUCUCAGAAAAUAGAUGAUCUUCCUAUCAAAGACAAACCGUUUGAUGUUAAGUGUGAACUGAAAUAUGCUGACUCAGAUGCUGAUGGUGACUGAAGGAGACAGUCUUCUUUCAGUAAUGAAGGUAGCUGUGGUUUUUCACGGCACAGAAGUCUUUGGGUUGUGACAGUUCCUGUGCCAGAGGGCUUUCCACUAAACACAGUGAUUCAAUUUCAUCUAAAACCUAGUUCCUAAGGCAGAAUGCAUAUUUUUCAGAAAAUCAUUUUUUAUGUUUCUAUUUAACUGGAUUCUCCCCCCCUCCUUCUCUGAUCUUCUCUUC